AACAGACAUUUCCCCCUUUACCUUCCACCUCUUAAAAUCAACCACCACACACACACGCACACACAUAUCAAUGGCGGAUCUUUCCCUCCUUGAAGACGACGACUAUACCGACGAUCAUCACGACAUCCUAUUAACAAUUCCCACCCUCUACAAUCUUGAAGACGACGAAUUCGACCCAGAUCACGAUCUUGGAUUCAUUUCCGCCCAUGAUUUCUUUUCAAGACGCAAUCUUGAUCGAAACCCACAUCCCAUUUCAUCAAUCCAUCGAAACCCUCUUCCAAUUGAUCGCCAAAAUCAGGUUAAUUUUGUAAUCGAUAUGUUUCAUCAGCGUGUUGAGCAAUCCCAAUUUAAUUCUGUUCUUAUUCAAGAUAAUGAUAAUCGUAAUCAUAAUCAUAAUCAUAAUAAUAGAUUGAUUAGGUCAUCUAAUGUUGACUUUGGGGUUGGUGAUGAUGAUAAUGAUGUAAAUUGGAAUGAAUUUGAUGUGGGUUUUGAUUCUGGGUUAGGGUUAGGGUUUCUUGAUUUUGAUUGUGAAAACCCUAAUUGUGAAAACCGUGUUUGUGAUCAUGAUGAUGGUGAUGGUGUUAAUGGUGGUAGUGUUUAUGGGUUUGCUGAGGAUGAUGAUGAUGAUGACGAUAAUUGGGGUGCUCGUGUUGCUCCGGGGUCUCCGGAAAUCGUGUUUGGGGGAUUGGGGGUGCAUCUACGAGUCGAGGAUGAUUCGGCUGUUGAUGAUGUAGCAAGUCUUCACCUUUGUUGGGAUUCUUUGCAUUUAGAAGAUGAUGAUGAUGAUGAUGAUGAUGAUAAUGUAGUUGGGAAUGGAAAUGGCAACGGGAACAGGAAUGCGGAUUUUGAGUGGGAGGAAGUGGACGAUCGAGUUGAUGAAAGGGAAGGUUUGAGUGGGUUUUUCGAUCCAGAACAUUAUGAUGACGCCUCUGUUAUACAAGUUGAGCCUUUAGAGGGUUCUGGGGUUGUAGGAUCAGGUGAAGAUCAUGACCAUGAAGGUGGUUCACAAUGGCAAGUUUUGUCAAGCAUUCAGAAUUUUGGACCAAGCCCGGAUUUUGAAGAAGAAGAAGAUCAGUAUGAUGAAGAUAACUAUGCAGAGUAUGAGAUGUUUUUUGGGCAGUUUGGAGAGAAUGAUUUGUCGUCUUUGGGUCGACCACCUGCUUCCAAAAGUGCAGUUGAGAAUCUUUCGAUUGUAGUUAUGAAUCAAGAAGAUGUUGAAAAGAAUAACAAUGUUUGUGCUGUUUGUAAGGAUGAAAUGAAUGCUGGGGAAAAGGCAACACAGCUUCCGUGUAGUCAUCGUUACCAUGGAGAUUGCAUAGUGCCAUGGUUGGGUAUCAGGAACACUUGCCCUGUGUGUCGUCAUGAGCUGCCAACCGAUGAUCUUGAGUAUGAACGCAGAAAGACUGGAAGGGUUGCCCGUGCAUAAUGAAAAGGUAAAAAGGUCAGAUAUGAUUUUUGAAGCUUUAGUACAAGUAUGUGAGAUAUAGAUACAGUUUGAGUCAUGUAGGAUAACAAUCUUGAUGGUUUUGUAAUUUUUUUCUGUUGUUGGAAAUAAUAUGAUUGCUGAUUGCUAAGCUUGUUCGAUAUAA
Erigeron canadensis is the source of this 1589-nucleotide messenger RNA. RefSeq lists its product as uncharacterized. Gene Ontology annotation, biological process: protein ubiquitination; ubiquitin-dependent protein catabolic process; positive regulation of DNA-templated transcription. The transcript has a single exon. Gene Ontology annotation, molecular function: ubiquitin protein ligase activity. The record is from RefSeq and is a predicted model, not a curated record. NCBI's taxonomy places the organism in Eukaryota, Viridiplantae, Streptophyta, Magnoliopsida, Asterales, Asteraceae. Gene Ontology annotation, cellular component: nucleoplasm; cytoplasm. The coding region runs from base 71 to 1426 and encodes 451 amino acids.